This is a messenger RNA of Chrysemys picta bellii (western painted turtle), 2231 nucleotides long. It is a transcript of the gene MKS1, whose product is annotated as MKS transition zone complex subunit 1. Gene Ontology annotation, cellular component: MKS complex. Gene Ontology annotation, biological process: cilium assembly. The record is from RefSeq and is a predicted model, not a curated record. NCBI's taxonomy places the organism in Eukaryota, Metazoa, Chordata, Testudines, Emydidae.
CAAGCCUCGCCCCCGCCCAUCUCCAUGGUGACGCGGACGCGCUUUACGGCGGGACACGCAGGAGCGGCUCGGCGUCGGGCCCAUGGAGGAGCUGGGCUGGAGCACGGACGCCGGCGGGGCGGUGUAUCGCUCCCGGGACCCCGUGCGGAACCUGCGCAUCCGGGUUCACAUCCAGCGGGUCACUUCCACCAGCCUCCUCCUGCAGCAGCUCCAGCAGCCCGCCGGCCAGCAGGGGAAGGAGCUCAUCAGCUUGGCCACCUUCAGUUCCCACCCAGCAGCAAGUGGCUAUUGUCCUGAUGAUGAGGAGGAGGCAGUAAUUGGUUGGCAAGAAAAACUCUUCAGCCAGUUUGAGGUGGAUCUGUACCAACAUGAGUCAGCCUGUCAGACCCCCUUGGAUAGGCAGUACCACCAGGAGAUCUUGAAGCUGGAGAAGUCAGGAGGCCGGAAGAAUAACCGCAUCUUCACCUACACAGACCAUGACCGAUUCACCAACCUGAAGGAGCACUGUCAGAAAGUGACCAGCUCAGAGCAGGAGGUGCCAUCAUUCCUGGCAGAGAGGAUGGCCAAUUUAAGGAGAAGGCAGGACCGCAGGCCAACGGAAGGAAGUGUUCUGAAGUCCCGCGUCAUCACCUGGAAGCCCUCAGAAGAAUUUAUUAAGAAUAACCAUGUCAUCAACACCCCUGUUCAGACCAUGUACAUCAUGGGAGACUUGGGACCAUGUGGGAUGCUUGGCCACAGGGAAUAUGAGCACGUUCUUUGCACAGUCAAGGUGGAUGGCAAUGGGGUGAUCACAGUGAAGCCUGAUUUCACGGGCACUAAAGGUGCUUACAGGAUUGAGCUGGAUGGCGAGAAGCGGGAGCUGUGGAGGUACACCAUUGAGAAUGCCUCAGCCCAGGUGCAACGAGAGGAGGAGGAGCGGGAGCAGCGCAUGUUCAGAGAUUUGUAUAGUCGGCACAAGGAAUAUCUCAACGGCCUUGUUGGCUCAGACUUUGAGAUGACUCUUCCUGGUGCACUGCGGCUGUUUGUGAAUGGAGAGAUAGUUUCAGCCCAGGGCUACGGGUAUGACCAUCUCUAUGUUCAUUUCUUCCUGGAGCUGCCCAGCCGUUGGUCGAGCCCAGCAUUCCAGCAGCUCUCUGGGGUGACGCAGACCUGUGUCACCAAGAUCCUGGGCAAGGACAAUGUGGCAUACUUCUCCUACCCCUUUACUCUGGAGAUGUUUUUCACCCAAGAGGAUGAGUCACAAGGCUCUCUCCCACAGUGGCCUGUGAUCUAUUUUGAGGUUCUCUCGCUGGAUUCUUGGCAGAGGUAUCGUGUUGAAGGUUAUGGCUCUGUGGUGCUGCCAGCAGCUCCAGGGUUCCACACCCUGACAGCCCCCACCUGGCGACCCAUUGAGCUGGGGACGGUCGCUGAGCUGAGGAGGUUUUUCAUUGGUGGGUCCCCUGAACUGGAGGACAUGACCUACGUCAGGAUGCCAGGAAUCUUCAAGGGAGAGUGCCUGAGCCGCUUUGGCUUCCGCACAGAGACAACAGGAAGCGUCACGUUCCGGCUCCACUGCCUGCAGCAGUCUAAAGCCUUCCUGGAGUCCAGUGCCCUGAGGAAGCGCAUGCAGAGUGUGCUGGACCGGCUCGGGGGCUUCAGCCAGCAGAGCUCCCUCUACAACGUCCUGGAGGCAUUCCAGAGGGCACGGCGCCGGAUGCAGGAAGCACGCGAGAGCCUCCCCCAGGACCUGAUCAGCACCUCUGCCUCCACCGUGCAGCAGCCAUGAGCACUGUGCUCCCAGCGCCUCCACUGGCACCAGGCCUGGCUGGGUGCAGCAGUAGGGUUACCAUUCGUCCGGAUUCUGCCGGACAUGUCCAGCUUUUUUGAGUUAAAAAUAGCGUCCGGGGGGAAUUUGUAAAUGUCCGGAUUUUCCCCCCCACACAGAGCGCGCACGGCUGACAGGGCAGCUGGCCGGAUUGUGCCACUCUCCCGGGGUUCUGGCAGCCAGAGCCCCUCCUCCACUUCCCCCUCCUCUCCCCUGCAACUUGAGACCACUCCCCUCCUCUCUCUCCCUCCUUCCCCCUCCUCCCUGCAUUCGCAGAUUGCCCGCCAGCCGUUCACCUCAGCCUCCGGCAGUCUGGAGCUCCUCCCCCUGCUCCCCCCUCCCCGGCUGCCGAGCACGCUGUUCCGCAGCACUCUGUUCUGAGCGGCACGGUAAGGGAGCCAGGGGGUCAGAGAAGUGGCAGGGAGGU